GCUUUAGUCAAUGCUUGGAUGUUAAGUUGUAUUCUAAUAAAUCGUGUUGACCAUGAGAAGCAAAUUAAAGAUUUUAUUUUUUAUUAGUAUAGUGUACCCGUCUCUUCAGCAUGCCAUAAAAGCAGGUGGCAUUUACAGUGGUGCAUACAGUUCUUCAUCAUUGGCAUCCCAAUCCUCCUCUUAUAGUAGUUCAUUCUCAGGAAGUUUUGGAGGAACAAACAUAAAUGAUAUUGGAGAAACGAUAAAAGGUGGUCCUUAUUCAAGAGGAUCCGGAACUUAUGGAGCUGCCGCAGGUGCAUAUGCAGGUGCAUCAAGUGCUGCGGGUACGGCAGCUGCCGUAGCUGGGACAGGAGCUGGAAUAUCUAGUGGAUGUAGUAGUGGAAAAUGUCACUCAGGAAGUGUAUCAGCGAUUAAAAAAGAGGCAGGAUCAUAUAAUUCAGCAAAUCACGAUGAAGGUCAGAGCGAAGGUAAUUUUGGAACUUUAAAUAAUAACCUCGUUAAAGGAGCAUAUUCCAGAUCUGAUUCUGGUGUUGCAAAUAAUGUAAAUGGAAAAUAUUCAGGCUCUAAUGGUCUUUCAAAACUGGGAUGCUGUCAAGGUCCUUUUCCAGGACCAAACAAAGGUAUUUACGAUAGUAAACCAGCUUACUCUGUUCCUGCUAUUAAACCUGAAGGAUAUGCUCCUAAUCCAACAUAUGCAACACAUCAAACAAGUCAUCCAACUGUGGUAAAACCAGACUUAAGUGGCGGUUAUUAUGCUAGCAAACCAGUUACACCUACAGCUGCUUCUUCACCAUCAUGUGGACCUAAAGGCUGUGGUUCAGGUGGUUCAACAUACCAACCAAUACAUUCUAGCAACGGUUCUGGUCCAAGUAAUAAACCAGUUAUACCUGUAGGAGCAUCUACACCAUCGAAUGGUCCACCCUGUGGGUCCAAAGGCUGUAACUUAGGUAGCUCAACGUAUCAACAUGUAAAUCCCACAAAUUUACCAGGUUCAAGUGGAGGAAUUUAUGCUAGUAAACCAGCUACGCCAGUUACGAUAUCCAGCGGUCCAUCAUGUGGUUCCAAAGGUUGUGGAUCAGAAGGUGCAUACCAACCAGUAAAUCCCAGUGAUUCACAAGGUUUAUACCAAUCUGUGAAUCCUAGCAACCUAUCAGGUGGCGGGAUUUAUGCCAGUAAACCAGUUACACCAGUAGGAGGAUCAAAUAGCCCAUCAUGUGGAUCUAAAGGCUGUGGUUCAGGUGAUUCAACAUACCAACCAAUACCACCUAUCAACCUACCAGGUUCCAGUGGAGGUAUAUACGCAAGUAAACCAGUUGCACGCAUAGCAAAUAGUCCUUCCUGUGGAUCAGGAUCUAAAGCAUGUGCAUCGACAGGAACAGGUCCACAAUAUCAACCAACUAUUCCAAACCACUUUCCAGGUGCAAGUGGAGGCAUUUAUUCAAGUAAACCAGUUAGUGGACCCCAAAUAUCCCUCGAUAAACAUGAAGGACAUAAAGUAAUAAAAAUUCACUUUACCGUUGGCCAAUUCCCUGGACCAAGUGGUGGUAUUUACCAUAGUAAGCCAGCCUCGUCUGUAGUCUGGAAUAAUGGUAAACCUAUUUCCAAUGCCGGUGGAAAUUAUGGAAUUGCUUCAGGAUCCUACACUAAUACAAAUUCUGGUGCUGCAUAUGGAAGUGUUAUGGGGGCUACAUAUAAUCAAAAACCGUUGCCUAAUAAACCAGAAGAAAUAGAUAAUAAACCAUAUAAUCCUACCCAUGGAGUACCAGUACCAGUACCAGGCCCCAUAAUACCUCAAACUAACAACCAACCCAAUCCCAACUAUGUGUUUAAACCAGAAUCUGCCCAUACAAAGAUUCCAGUAGUUCCUGGUACAUCAACGGAAGCAAUUCCAGUAAACAAUUUACUGCCUGUUGCGCCAGCCCAACCAGAUACUUCGAGUGGAGCAUACGAAAGUGAUUUUUCUACACUUUGCAAAUACAUUCCUCCAGGUGCUUCACCUGGUGCCAGUUGUGACCUUACGAAGGUAUCUGGUGGUACAGUUGUUAUUGGAGGAGGACUUCAUGAAGGACAACCUGGUCCAUCGCCUACUGAAGGGUUAAUAGAAGGCAAACCUGCUGUACCAGUUUCAUCGGGUAGCGUAGAUAUUCAAACACAACCCGGUUUAUCUUGUGCUUAUGGAUCCAAAGAUUGUGGUUCAACUAGUGAAGGAUUAAUUGAGGGUGCACCUGGUUCUUCAAUCUCACAAGUUCAAGACGUACCCAGAAAUCCUUCAGGAGGUUAUGCCACAGGAAGUGUGGAAAUUCAAAAACAACCAGGAGGGACAUAUAAUCCAAUUAAUUUAAAUGAAAGAAAACCUGGGCCACCAACUUCAAUUUUACCUUGUACUGUGGGUUCCAAAGGAUGCGGUUCUGGAGGAUUAAUAGAAGGAACUCCAGGCGCCCCAAUUCCUGGUAUUCACGACGUUCAGAUUCCUUCAGGUGGAGGUUAUGCCACUGGUAGUGUAGAAAUUCAAAAACAACCAGGACAAGCAUACAGUCCUGUUAAGAGUUCAGAUGAUACCAUUGUUUACCAGAAUAAAGAUAUAAGCGGCUAUUAUCCUCAAGAUGGACCAGGCGUGCCUAAUGCUCCACAUGGAACUGAAGUGGUAUUUGAAGUUCCAUCGACUCAAACUAUUCCAUCAGCAAACACUGGUGGUAAAGGUAAUGUUAUUGUUCAUGAAGAUGGGUCUAUAUCAUUUUCGAAUGAAGCAUCUGAGGCUGGGUCUAUAAAUGUACAAAAAACAAUCGGCUCAGGCAACACCGGAGGAUCUUAUAAUAGCGAUGGUGGUUCUUUGUACGGUGGUUAUGGAGGAGGUUAUGCCAGUUCCGGUGCAGAUUUAACAGGAUCUUCAAAUAUAAAUAAAGCAAUUGUUAACACCAUUCAUAAAGGAGGUUACGGUGCAGGUGGUUUCGGCAUUUCUGGUGUUAGUUCCGAAAAUGGAGGAGGUGGAGUUUACUCUAGUGGUCCUGGUUUUGCAACUGGUUCAGUUGUGAUUACCAAACCAGGUGGUUCUUAUAGUUAUGGAGAAAGAGGUUAUGCUGGAGGUUAUGAGGGAUCCUUUGGAGGAACCGGUUGCUCAGGAAAUUGUGCUGGUGGUCACCACGAUCAUGUUAAAGCGGUAUCUGGGUUUUUAAAUAACUUGUUUGGAAACAUUGGUGGAUUUGGACAGUCAGGGUCAUACGCCAAGAAUGGUGCCUAUAGUUCCAGUUUUUCAAGUGCCAGCUCCAAUUCUAAUUCGUAUUCCGGAUCUGGACAUUAUAUUAAGAUUUAAGUGAUAUUUUAAAUUUAAUAUAUUUUGUAUGUAAUUUUUAUUUAAUAAAUAUAUUUAAACACUUA
Brassicogethes aeneus is the source of this 3375-nucleotide messenger RNA. The record is from the annotation of a GenBank genome assembly. Lineage: Eukaryota; Metazoa; Arthropoda; Insecta; Coleoptera; Nitidulidae.